Dacryopinax primogenitus is the source of this 1593-nucleotide messenger RNA. RefSeq names its product translation elongation factor Tu. Gene Ontology annotation, cellular component: mitochondrion. The record is from RefSeq and is a predicted model, not a curated record. Gene Ontology annotation, molecular function: GTPase activity; GTP binding; translation elongation factor activity. The transcript has 9 exons. Gene Ontology annotation, biological process: mitochondrial translational elongation. The coding region runs from base 24 to 1364 and encodes 446 amino acids. Lineage: Eukaryota; Fungi; Basidiomycota; Dacrymycetes; Dacrymycetales; Dacrymycetaceae.
CGUCUUCCUAGCUUGACCUUAGGAUGCUUAAGGUGUACGCACCCGUGGCGGUUGCUGCACCGUUCCGGGCAGCAACACGCUCAUUUGUCCGGAGAAUUCCAAACCCUCGUGCGAGCACCUCAACACAAACCUGGGCACCGAGGCCGAGUCUGUUCGUUCUUGCACGCACUUAUGCCAGUUACACCCGUGAAAAGCCCCACUUGAACAUCGGCACAAUCGGACACGUCGACCACGGAAAGACGACGCUCACCGCAGCGAUCACGAAAGUGUUGUCAGAGUCAGGUGGAGCAAAAUUUACAGACUACGCACAGAUUGACAAGGCGCCUGAGGAAAAGGCGCGUGGAAUCACAAUCAAUUCGGCCCAUGUCGAGUAUGAGACGCCUGCGAGACAUUACGGUCAUAUCGACUGCCCUGGACACGCGGACUACAUUAAAAACAUGAUUACGGGUGCAGCGCAGAUGGAUGGUGCUAUUAUUGUCGUAUCCGCUACCGAUGGCCAGAUGCCCCAAACACGUGAACAUCUCCUCCUCGCCCGCCAAGUCGGUAUUCAAAAGCUCGUUGUUUGGGUGAACAAGAUUGAUGCCAUCGACGACCCGGAGAUGCUCGAGCUUGUGGAGAUGGAAAUGCGCGACCUGCUCACCCAGUACUCCUUCGACGGCGAGCACACUCCUAUCAUCAUGGGCUCUGCUUUAGCGGCUCUGGAGGGAAAGACCCCGGAAAUUGGCUCAGAAAGGAUCAAGAAGCUUGUCCAGGCGUGUGAUGACUGGCUAGAGCUCCCCGUUCGUGAUCUCGACAAGCCUUUCCUUAUGUCGGUCGAGGGUGUCUAUUCCAUCGCUGGACGUGGUACUGUCGUGACGGGACGUGUGGACCGUGGGUCGAUCACAAAGGGCGCCGAUAUUGAGAUUCUUGGUCUGAACGACUCGAUCAGGACGACAAUCACUGGUCUUGAGAUGUUUCAUCGUGAGCUCGACCGCGCUGAGGCUGGUGACAACUGCGGUGCCCUCUUGCGUGGUAUCAAGCGCGAGCAGGUCCAUCGUGGCCAGAUCUUGACUGUUCCCGGCGCGAUCAAGGCACACAAGAAAGUGCAGGCCCAGGUCUACGUCUUGACCAAGGACGAAGGUGGGCGUUACACCCCGUUCGUGUCGAACUACAAGCCUCAGCUGUUUAUCCGCACUGCCGACAUCACUGCUACCGUGACCUUCCCUGAGGGAACACCAGAGGACAAGAUGGUUAUGCCUGGCGACAACGUGGAAGUCAUCCUUGAUCUGGACAAGAACGUUGCCAUUGAGCAGGGCUCGCGUUUCACACUCCGAGAGGGCAACAAGACAAUUGGCACCGGCAUCGUUACCAAGACGCUGGACUAAACAUGUUCCUUUGAGAUGUGCCGUUGGCUGCUCGUGCGUUCUGCCUGAAAACAUGCCUUCAACACUCUGAAGGAAAUCUGCGUAUGACGAUACAAUGCCUCGGGCACCGCUUUGUCUCAAUGUCGCACUUCUCAAUACAAUCUAAUUCAUGUGUUUUUAGUCUAGACUACUGCGGGACAACACAUGCUAAUAAAAUGCGUGCCAUUCUCAUCACUUCCGUAAGAUUUGG